UUGAAUAAUAAGGCCACUGAGAGGGUCUUACGAACAUAACGGAAGAAGAAGCCUCACACACACACUCACUAGUGGUCAGAGAAUCUUACUGCUGUUGGUUGUUUCUGAGGAAACUAAUUAUUAAUUAAAGGGUGCCAAAUGGGUGGUGGUGAUGAUCACAACAGUUCUGUUCCCAUGGCUAGGAAGAAUGGCUCUUUUAGGUCCAUUUUCAUGCAUGCCGAUGGCCUAGACUGGUGUCUCAUGAUUUUGGGUCUGAUUGGGGCCAUUGGUGAUGGCAUAGGCACCCCUUUGGUGUUGUUUGUCACCAGCCAUAUUAUGAACAAUAUUGGUGAUUUUUCUAGCGACAAAGGCAGCACUAUCAUCCACAGCGUCAACAAGAAUGCUGUGGUGUUGUUAUACCUGGCCGGUGGGUCUUUUGUUGCUUGUUUCUUAGAGGGUUAUUGUUGGACAAGAACUGGUGAAAGACAAGCUGCAAGAAUGAGAGUCAAGUAUCUAAAAGCAGUGCUAAGGCAAGAAGUAGCAUACUUCGACUUGCAUGUCACAAGCACAUCUGAGGUCAUCACCAGUGUCUCCAAUGACAGCCUCGUAAUUCAAGAUGUUCUUAGUGAAAAGGUUCCGAAUUUUUUGAUGAAUGCCUCUAUGUUUGUUGGGAGCUACAUAGUGGCUUUUGCACUAUUAUGGAGAUUGGCCAUUGUGGGGUUCCCUUUUGUGGCUCUACUUGUGAUCCCUGGUUUUAUGUACGGGAGGACACUAAUGGGGUUGGCCAGCAAGAUAAGAGAAGAGUACAACAAGGCUGGCACCAUAGCAGAACAAGCAAUAUCUUCCAUCAGAACCGUUUAUUCCUUUGUUGGGGAAAGCAAGACCAUAGAUGCUUUCUCUGAUGCUCUUAAAGGCUCUGUUGAGUUGGGUCUGAGACAAGGCUUAGCAAAAGGCUUGGCCAUUGGAAGCAAUGGUGUUGUCUUUGCUAUAUGGGCUUUCAUGUCCUACUAUGGUAGCAGAUUGGUCAUGUACCAUGGGGCUAAAGGUGGGACUGUGUUUGCAGUUGGAGCAGCCAUAGCUCUUGGUGGAUUAGCAUUAGGUUCUGGGUUAUCGAACGUGAAGUACUUCUCAGAAGCAAGCACUGCAGGAGAACGCAUAAUGGAGGUGAUAAAAAGGGUUCCAAAGAUUGAUUCGGCGAACAUGGGUGGUGAGAUUCUGGAGAACGUUUCAGGGGAAGUGGAGUUCGAGCACGUAAACUUUGCGUACCCAUCAAGGCCAGAGAGUGUUAUUCUGAACGAUUUCAGCCUAAGGGUUCCAGCAGGGAAAACAGUGGCACUGGUUGGAGGGAGUGGCUCAGGAAAAUCCACUGUGGUGUCACUUUUGCAAAGGUUUUAUGACCCAAUUGAGGGAGAGAUACGUGUGGAUGGUGUGGCCAUUCAUAGGUUGCAACUCAAGUGGUUGAGGUCUCAGAUGGGGUUGGUGAGCCAAGAGCCUGCACUGUUUGCAACCAGCAUUAUGGAGAAUGUGCUCUUUGGAAGAGAGGAUGCCACUCAGGAAGAGGUUCUCCAGGCUGCCAAGGCUUCCAAUGCUCAUAAUUUCAUCUCACAGUUGCCACAAGGGUAUCAUACUCAGGUUGGAGAGAGGGGAAUUCAAAUGUCAGGGGGACAAAAGCAAAGAAUUGCUAUAGCAAGAGCAAUAAUUAAAAAGCCACGAAUUCUCUUGUUGGACGAAGCUACAAGUGCCCUAGAUUCUGAAUCUGAACGAGUAGUGCAAGAAGCAUUGGACAAAGCAGCAGUGGGACGCACCACCAUAAUCAUCGCUCAUCGAUUAUCCACCAUAAGAAACGCAGAUGUGAUCGCUGUGGUGCAAAAUGGGAAGAUCAUGGAGAUGGGGUCACACCAUGAACUAAUCGAAAAUGACAAUGGUCUCUACACUUCACUAGUUCGUCUCCAACAAGCGAAAAACGAAAAAGAAGAAACCCAUUUCCACCUUCCUCCUCCUCCUCUUCCUUCAUCAUCUAUAUCAAACAAAGACAUUCACAACUCAAGCAGUCGUAGACUCUCCCUUGUGAGUCGUUCCAGCUCCGCAAACUCGAUCUCUCGAGUUGGCGGUGCUGGCGAUGAUGUUGUUGAAGAGGUUGUUGUGGAAGAUAUGAAGCUUCCACUUCCCUCGUUUCGAAGGUUGCUAGCAUUGAACAUUCCCGAGUGGAAGCAAGCGUGUUUAGGAUGUUUGAAUGCUGUGUUGUUUGGUGCAAUUCAGCCUGUGUAUGCAUUUGCGAUGGGGUCGGUGAUAUCUGUUUACUUUCUCCAAGACCAUGAUGAGAUAAAGAGGAAAACCAUGAUCUAUUCACUUUGCUUCCUAGGGUUGGCUGUGUUUUCCUUGGUGGUUAAUAUUCUCCAACACUAUAAUUUUGCUUACAUGGGAGAGUACUUGACUAAGAGGGUCAGAGAACGAAUGCUUUCUAAGAUACUCACUUUUGAAGUUGGAUGGUUUGAUCAGGAUGAAAAUUCCACUGGUGCUGUUUGCUCUAGACUUGCCAAAGAAGCCAAUGUGGUGAGGUCUUUAGUUGGAGACAGAAUGGCUCUAGUGGUGCAAACUAUUUCUGCAGUGGUAAUAGCUUUUACUAUGGGCCUAAUCAUUGCAUGGAGGUUGGCCAUUGUUAUGAUAGCAGUUCAGCCCAUUAUCAUUGCUUGCUUCUACACAAGGCGUGUCCUUCUCAAGAGCAUGUCAAGCAAGGCCAUCAAGGCCCAAGAUGAAUGCAGCAAGAUAGCUGCCGAAGCUGUUUCCAACCUUAGAACAAUCACAGCCUUUUCUUCUCAGGACAGGAUCCUCAAAAUGCUCGAAAAAGCCCAAGAAGGCCCAAGUCGUGAAAGCAUUCGACAGUCAUGGUUCGCAGGUGUAGGCCUUGCAUGUUCCCAAAGCCUCACAUUUUGCACUUGGGCUUUGGACUUUUGGUAUGGUGGAAAGCUUGUGUUUCAUGGCUACAUCAAUGCCAAAGCAUUGUUUGAGACCUUCAUGAUCUUGGUGAGCACAGGAAGGGUGAUUGCAGAUGCUGGAAGCAUGACCAAUGACUUAGCCAAAGGUGCUGAUGCUGUGGGCUCAGUUUUUGCAAUCUUGGACAGGUACACAAAAAUUGAGCCUGAUGACCUAGAUGGGCUCAAGCCUGAGAAAUUAACAGGAAAGAUAGAGCUUCAUGAUGUUCAUUUUGCAUACCCAGCUAGGCCCAAUGUGAUGAUCUUCGAAGGCUUCUCAAUCAAAAUUGAUGCAGGGAAAUCCACAGCUUUGGUAGGGCAAAGUGGGUCUGGAAAGUCAACAAUAAUCGGCCUAAUUGAGAGAUUCUAUGACCCUUUGAAAGGGACUGUGACCAUAGAUGGUAGGGACAUAAAAUCAUACCACCUUAGGUCACUAAGGAAGCACAUUGCUCUUGUGAGCCAAGAACCAACACUGUUUGGUGGGAGCAUAAGGGAAAACAUUGCAUAUGGGGGACCUAACAAGAUUGAUGAAAGUGAGAUCAUGGAAGCAGCAAGGGCAGCCAAUGCUCAUGAUUUCAUCGCAAGCCUGAAGGAUGGUUAUGACACAUGGUGUGGUGAUAGAGGAGUGCAACUCUCUGGGGGUCAAAAGCAAAGAAUUGCAAUAGCUAGAGCCAUAUUGAAGAACCCUGAGGUGUUGUUGUUGGAUGAAGCCACUAGUGCCCUAGAUAGCCAAUCAGAGAAACUGGUGCAAGAUGCCCUAGAAAGGGUGAUGGUGGGGAGAACCAGUGUGGUGGUGGCUCACAGGUUGAGCACAAUACAAAACUGUGAUCAAAUCGCUGUGUUGGAUAAGGGAAAGGUUGUGGAGAAAGGAACCCACUCGUCUUUGUUGGCUGAGGGGCCAAGUGGAGCUUAUUACUCUUUGGUGAAUCUACAAAGAAGACCAACCAAACAUGAAGGUUAACUCUAUACAUGAAGGGUCUAUUUAGUUAUAAGAUAGGAGUACGUGCUUCCGAAAACUGUUCUAUUAGAAAGAAAAAGAAUCUUUAUUUUCGGUAGAAAAUUUUUUAAAAACUUUUUUAAAUUUGUAUUCAAAUGGCUCAAAAUAAGCUAACCAAAAACCAAGCUGCCAGAUACAUUAAACCUUUAUUUUGGGCUUCAUAGGAGAUAGCUACAAAGAAGAAUGACGAGGUUGUUGUGGUAACUGGUGAAAAGUAAGCUAAGCAAUGGAAGGAAGAAAAUGCCUAUAACAGUCUUUGUCUCCCCCAACUUCUUAAAUUUCUCAUAUUAUAUGCAUAAGUUAUAUGAUAAUUAAUUUUAUUUGACUUAAAAUGUAUGUAAUCUUCAAAAUAAAAAUGUUGAGUUUGCCCUUGAAACUAUGUUUGGCAGAUGAAACAUUUUUAAGCGAUGCUCUAUUGUUUUAAAUGCAUUCAUAAACUUCAUCUCAUUCAUGCUUAAAUGUAUAUAUAAUUAUAUAAUUAUAUAAUUAUAUUGAGUAA
Messenger RNA from Cajanus cajan (pigeon pea), 4447 nucleotides. RefSeq names its product ABC transporter B family member 15. Gene Ontology annotation, cellular component: membrane. NCBI's taxonomy places the organism in Eukaryota, Viridiplantae, Streptophyta, Magnoliopsida, Fabales, Fabaceae. The record is from RefSeq and is a predicted model, not a curated record. Gene Ontology annotation, molecular function: ATP hydrolysis activity; ATP binding; ABC-type transporter activity. Gene Ontology annotation, biological process: transmembrane transport.